Candida dubliniensis CD36 is the source of this 2460-nucleotide messenger RNA. RefSeq lists its product as uncharacterized. The record is from RefSeq and is a predicted model, not a curated record. Lineage: Eukaryota; Fungi; Ascomycota; Pichiomycetes; Serinales; Debaryomycetaceae. The coding region runs from base 1 to 2460 and encodes 819 amino acids. The transcript has a single exon.
AUGAUGAUACAUCAACGUACAUUAUCAACUGAUUCAUUUAGUUUUCACAAUAAACACAACAACAAUAACAACAAUAUGCUUCAUUCUAAUAAACAAAUUAACAUUAAUGAUACAAAUUUUGAAGAAAUUUCAAUACCUUCAAAAAAACGUUACAGUGAAAUUAGCAUUAAACAACAACAGCAACAACAGCAACAUCAACAAGUAUUUCAAACUCCUAAAAACUAUUGUCCUUCUCCAUUACAACAACAACUUACUCGAUCAUCAUCUAUACGUAGUAAUGGAUCGAUGAAUACUAUCUUGCAACAACAACUUCAACAACAAUCUCCAAUGGCAAUAUUACAACAACAACAGCAACAACAACUGGCCCCAAAUACUCCACCAUCACAAUACAUUAUAAAUGUCAAUCGUACUCCUACCAAUUUGACACCAUCACAACGAUUAAACUUACGUAAAUCCAACAUUAAUAAUAGUAUUUCCCAAUACAAAUCUGAUCAAACCAAUAUAUUCAAAUAUAAACAACAACCAUUACCACCGCCACCACCAGCAGCAGCAGCAAUUCUACAACAACGAGGAGGAGCACCUCCUAUAAUUGAUGAUGCUGAUGAAUUAAUUGAUGAUAAUGUUAUAUUUAAUGUUCCAUUCUCUCAAUCAGUAUUAUCAUUGAAUCAACAUGAAAAGUUUUUAUUUGAUAAUCAAUCACGUAAUAUGUCAUUUGUCACAGAUGAUUCUACUAGAACAAGUUCUAUAAUAUCUCAUGUUAGUAUUAAUGAUAGUGCUUCAUCAAUUGGUGGAACUACUACUAAUGGAAAUGAUUCUAUUGAAGAAGAAAUGCAUAAUAUUACUACAUCAACAAUGAAAAAUAAUAUUAUGACAAAUAUUACUAAUGAACAAUUUAGUAGUAUAUCAAAAGAUGCUCAAGAAUUAACUGUGUUAUGUAAUAAAGAUGAAUUUGCACAAAUUUAUGAUGAAAGUUUCCAAAAACGGAAAAUGUUAUCUAAUUUCAAAAAAAUUCAAUCAAUACUACCUGGUCGUACUACUAGUAGUGGUACUAGUAGUGGUACUAGUAGUGGUGGUAUUGAUACAAAAUAUUAUACUUUCACUCGACCAACAUGGUUACCACCUAAAUCUAGUUAUGAAAAAGCCAAACAUCAAAAAGAAUCAGAAGAUAUAUUAUAUAAUGCACUUUAUCAAGAAUCUCAAUUACAACAAAAAAGAAUUAUUGAAUUAGAUACUACAUUAAAACAACGUAAUCAAGAUAUCAAAACUUGGGAAAGAUCAUUAUUAAAUAUUAAAACUUUACAAGAAUUAUCAUUUAAAGAUAUAACUGAAUUAUAUUGGCGAGGUAUUGCUAAUGAUAUACGUUCUAAUGUUUGGUGGAAAAUUAAUUUAUUGAAAAAACCCGGGAAAUUUAAUGAAUCAUUUUGUGAUUUUUAUUUUGAUAAAUAUUUAAUAAUUCAAUCAAAAUUAUGUCAUUUAGAUAAAAUAUCAAGAGAAUCAAAAGGGAGUGCCCAUAGUGGUAGUAAUAGUAAUGAUGAUGAUGAUGAUGAUGAACAAACCUUGCUUAAUUCAAAAGUGUUUGAUGUCAAAUUAUUACAAUGGGCGAAAUUAUAUAAUCAAAUUUAUAAAGAUUUAAUGAUUAAUGUUUAUCCCGAUGCAAAUUAUUUUCAAGAUCAUCAAGUUAUUAGUAAAAUUAAUAAAAUUGUCAUUAGUGUGAUUUUAUAUUUAUGUGAUCAAUCUGAAGCAACUACAACUACAACCACCACAAAUUCCAAUUGUGAUAUUGAUAUUUUUAAAUUUUAUUUCCCAGGAAUGAUUAAUUUUGCAGCAAUUUAUUAUUAUAAUUUUAAAAAUACUUAUAAAAGUUUUGUUUCAAUGUGUCAAUUUUAUAAUUUACGAUUACCUAGUAUGAUGAUAACUUAUUUAAAUUGUUCAACUAAUGAUUUAAAACUUCAAUCAAUUUUAAAAUCUUCUUUAAACAGUUAUAUGAUUUAUAAAUUUGAAAAAAUUUUGAAAUUUAAAUUAAAUCGUAUAUCAGUUCAUUUUAAAAUUCAUAAUAUUAAUUCAUUUGAUUAUUUACCUCAAUUAAUAUUAAGUUUAGGUUUAAAUUUAUUUAAUUUUGAAAUUAGUCAAAGAAUUAUUGAUUUAAUAUUAUUUGAUCCAAAUUAUGAUGAAAUUAUUAUUAAUUUAAUUAUUAAUUAUAUGAUGAAAAUUCAACAUAAAUUAUUUGGUAAUAAACAAGAAAUUUUAUCCGCCCUAUUAGGUGAAAAUAAUUACACCACUACUGCUACCACAACUACCACAAGUACCAAUUCAUCACCUUCUAGUUCUAGUUCUGGUUCUAGUUCUGGUUCCGGCUCUACUUCAAAUCAUAAGUAUAUCACUGGUCUGAAUACUUAUCGAUAUGUUAAUGUUGGUUAUGAAAUUGAAUUUAUUAAUUCAUUAAGAGAAUUAUGUAAAUAA